UCAUGUUCAUUAGCCAAAUGAGACCAGUGAAUUAGAGACCGUUUAAAUUUGUCUUCCUUUAAAGAGGCACACAAUGAGUGCAGCAGAGUCACAACAGGAAAACUGGACCAAGAAGAACACAGCGGACACACUGGAGCUAGCAGACUUGCCUGUGCAGAAGGGCUCCGUGGAGCUCCUCAAGCAGAGAUGGGAGUCCACCAAUCCUAUAAGACCUGACCUGAUGCUCCAUUGUUCACUAACCCCAUGGUCCCUUGUGCCGGAUAAGAUCAGCUGCAACAGCGCCAUGCAGAAAGUGCCAGCAGAUAGCAUAAGAGUGGACGCAUUCAAGCAAGAGACCCUAGGUGGCUUUCAGCAGACUGAGCACAUCCCCAUCACUGUGGAGGAGCUGCGGAGCCACUUUGAGGCCCUGGGGGACAUGAAGAAAAGAGAGAGUGAGAGAAGUUCACUUUCAUUAAUAUCUAAGAGUCAGCCUGGGAGCCAUUCUGUCAUUUCUCCGACAGAGUCUAGUGUGAAAAGAGGAAGAGCAAUCUUUGAAAAGAUGUCAUCAGUAAAUGGCCACAGCAACAGCUCUGAAGUGGGUUCUUACAAACGUAUAAGAGGACUACCUAAAGAAAGCAUUUCCAGGUCUGAUAUCACAACACUGGAUUUCCAGGAGACUGUCUCCUUGAAGGAAAGAAUGGCUAUGUACAAGGCUGCUGUGUCUGAAAUGAAGAGUAGCAGUACCUUUGCUCAUACUUCAGAGAAAACCAAGUUCCAUACUGUGCCUGGUGGCCUGGCAGCAGUGAGGAAACAAUUUGAGAAAAUGCAGAUGACUUCUUCAAAAAAGACCUUUGCAAAGUACCGGUACAAGCACAAACCUGUACAGGAAACAUCAGGUAGUAGUCAGCGCACAGUAUCAAGUGGCACCAGGGAAGCUGAGUGCAAAGAAAUGAUCUCUAAAGAAAGUCAAACGGAAGCCUCUCAAAUACAAGAGGUUUCUCAUCAUGAGCAAGUUACUCGUGAGUUAGAAACGACUUCUACGUUCACUCAGCAGGCUGUUGAAACAGCAUCCAAUGCAAUUCAGAAUGAGGAAUUCCCAAAGAUUGUGACACAGAUUUUAAAACAGCAGAUUGAAAGGACAGCUCAGGAAAAGGCUGACAGAGAGACUACAACACCUUCUAAAGAAGUAAAGAAACUGCAGAUUCAGGAAAAUGAAAUGUGCAGGCUCUGUCAACAGAGAGUUUACCCAAUGGAAUGUCUAGUUGCUGACAAGCAGAAUUUUCAUAAAUCAUGUUUCCGAUGUCACCACUGUGGCAGUCAGUUAAGCUUGGGAAAUUAUGCAUCUCUCCAUGGAAAAAUAUAUUGCAAACCCCAUUUUAAGCAACUUUUCAAAUCAAAAGGAAAUUAUGAUGAACCUUUUGGACACAAGCAGCAUAAAGAAUUGUGGAAUUCUAAAGAUCGGUGUAGCUCAGUUGGCAAUAUUCAUGCUGAAGAAACAAAUCCCACUAACAGUAUACCCGCUGAUUCUAAACCAACUACAGAAACAGAUCAAGACUUGUACUCAAGUACUGAAGGUACUCGUCCUGAUAUUUUGGAUAAUAAUUUGAAAAAAUCCACUGAAAGAGGUAAGUUAAAGAUGACAUGGCCUCCUUCAACAGAAGAUGCAGCACAUAAUAAAACAUUUUCUAUUGAAGAAGCGGCUAAAAUAAAUAAGCCAAAGUGGCCCCCAGAAGGUUUUGCUCAAGAAGGUUUUAGUUUACACACAAAUAAACCUCUGGGCUGUAAAACAGAUCCUGAGAAAAAAAAUGGUGUGAGAGAACAAAACGAAAAUAAGACUGCAAAUUCACAACAAAACCAACACUCAUCCUUUAGCUCUCUGUCUGAAAAAGAAGCUACAAAUAUGCGUAACACAAAGAAAAAUGAAACAGAUAAUAACAGAAAAGAUGAGAUGGAAGCUGAGAAUGUGCAAGAUAAGCUGAAUAAAAGAGGAGGAUCACAGAAUAGGGAAGAAAAUGGAAAGGAUAUUAGUGAAGCUGAUAAUGCAAUUCUGCGUAGUGCUGGGAAGGAGCGAGAGAAAAAAGUUAACAAAACUGAUGAUUCAGAAGUUGUACAGGUUACUAACAUUGAUGAUGUAGCAGUACAAAAGAAUUACAAAGAAUGCAGCUUCAAUAAUAAUAACAAUAACAAUUAUGCCACCUUUUCAAAUCUAAACAUUUGUAGGCAAGAAACAACUCUAUCAGCUAUGUUUAAUCCAAUGACAGCAUUAAGCCAUGCAAUUUGCACAGUAUCACAGCAUGCCUUUGCAAAGCUGGGAAACUGGUCUGGAAAUGAGAUGUAUGAAUCUUAUCAGAGCUUUUCUAGCAAUACCAUAACUGUUGCAUGGGAUGAACAGAACUCAAAUGAUGAAGAUGCUGUUACCUCUAAGAGUCUUGCCAAACUUAAUAAAAAUGACACUUGUCAGAAGUCUCGUACUAAUAGCAUGUUAGUUUUAAAUGAGGCAAAUAAUACAACAUUGUCUCUUGAUACUGAGUUGGUAUGCACUGGAGAAGAAUCAAAACAUGACAAAAUUUUAAAUACUACUUUAUCUGACACUCUGAAAACAUCUUCUCUUAAAACAGAUAUCCUGAGUUUAGACUGUGAUCUAACAAACUCUGUAGGCUUAACUAAAAAUUCCUGCAGCCCAUAUUCAAAAGAACAUGGGAAUUAUCAUACAGAACCGAAUUAUAUUAAUGCCUGUCGGGAAAGCAAAACAUUCAAAGUGCUGAAGAAAGUCAUAAAAACAAGCUUAGAUUUCCAGAGUUCAAGAUACAUGACUGUUCCAGCACUCCAAGCUGAGAAAGUCAGGUUCAAACAUUUCACUAUAGAAGAACAAAUUAAAAUAAAUAGAUCCUAUGAUGAAAAUUAG
Molecule: messenger RNA, 2884 nt
Organism: Dryobates pubescens (Downy woodpecker)
Lineage: Eukaryota; Metazoa; Chordata; Aves; Piciformes; Picidae
Gene: XIRP2
Product: xin actin binding repeat containing 2
Exons: 10
Coding region: 74-2884 (936 amino acids)
Biological process (GO): actin filament bundle assembly
Cellular component (GO): actin cytoskeleton; plasma membrane
Molecular function (GO): actin filament binding
Source: RefSeq, a predicted model, not a curated record